GUCCCUUGUUAUUAAAUGGGUGAAAGGAUUAAUAAAAUAAAAUUCUAUAAGUGGCUUAUAUUCUUGUUCAGUUUUAGUAAUUUGGAUAAAAUUUAGUUAUUAUAUUUAAAUUAAUUUAAAUUCGCCUUUGAAGUAUUGAUUUUAUUUAUUAAAUUAUUUAUUAAUUAUCAAAAAUGAUGCAUUUUAAAAUUAUUCCGGAAAACUACGUGAAUAAGGCGGCAAAAUGCGCCCAAAUAGCUUUAGGGUGUAGCAGGGCUGCCCAUCAAACUGCUCUCCGCGGCUCUAUCAAGCUUAACCCUCAGAUAGCAACAUUGACACCGAAGGUGCGAGCUUUCGUAGAGCGUAGUGCAGCGCUAUGUGAGCCGGAACAUGUACAUGUCUGUGACGGCUCGGACGCCGAAGCUGCCGCGUUGCUGCAGCUAAUGCAACAGCAGGGGACUGUGAAGCCAUUGCCGAAAUAUGAUAAUUGUUGGCUGACGCGGACAGACCCAGCUGAUGUAGCGCGUGUAGAGUCCCGUACUUUCAUUUGCUCUGAGCAUGAACGAGAUGUGGUACCCAUAGCCCGAGCUGGUCAAAAAUCAGCUCUGGGAAACUACAUCACACCCGCGGAUUAUGACAAAGCUGUUACUGAUAGGUUCCCUGGCUGCAUGCGUGGUCGAACCAUGUACGUGAUCCCAUUCUCGAUGGGACCGGUGGGCUCUCCUCUAUCCAAAAUCGGCGUGGAGGUGACGGAUUCACCAUACGUCGUCUACUCCAUGCGCGUUAUGACCAGAAUGGGUAACAAAGUCCUCGAUGCUCUUCGCAAGGACGAGAAUUUCGUCCGUUGUUUGCACUCAGUUGGCCGCACCAGCAAUCCCAGUACCACGGGCUGGCCGUGUGACCCACCACGUACCAUCAUCCUGCACAGGCCAACGGAUAACGAGAUCAUCAGUUAUGGUAGUGGUUAUGGAGGUAACAGUCUCCUCGGUAAGAAAUGUUUCGCUCUACGACUUGGUUCCGUAAUGGCGAGACGCGAAGGAUGGCUCGCUGAACAUAUGCUGAUCGUAGGAAUAACUGAUCCUGAGGGACGUAAGCGUUACAUCGCAGCUGCUUUCCCCUCUGCCUGCGGGAAGACCAACCUCGCGAUGAUGACGCCCAGCCUCCCCGGGUACAAAGUGGAGUGCGUGGGAGAUGACAUCGCUUGGAUGAAGUUCGACAAAAACGGUGUCUUGAGAGCCAUCAACCCUGAGAAUGGUUUCUUUGGAGUAGCACCAGGAACGUCUGCCGGCACAAACCCCGUAGCCAUGGCAUCAGUGUUCCGCAACACAGUGUUCACAAAUGUGGCGGAGACGUCGGAUGGCGGCGUGUGGUGGGAGGGGAUGGGGGCGGCGCCCGAGAACGUUGUGGACUGGAAAGGGAAGCCCUGGAGCGCCACCGCGGGCACCCCCGCCGCGCACCCUAACUCCAGAUUCUGCACACCUGCAAACCAGUGCCCAAUAAUAGACGACCAGUGGGAGAGUGCAGAAGGAGUACCCAUUUCCGCUAUCCUCUUCGGAGGAAGGCGACCAGAAGGAGUACCUCUGGUGGUUGAAGCGAGGGACUGGCAACAUGGUGUAUUCAUGGGAGCUACUAUGAGAUCUGAAGCCACUGCGGCUGCUGAACACUCGGGUAAAAUGAUUAUGCACGAUCCAUUCGCAAUGCGUCCGUUCUUCGGGUACAACUUCGGGGACUACCUCCGCCACUGGCUGUCCAUGGCUCAGGAGGGGAGGACGAUGCCGAAGAUCUUCCACGUCAACUGGUUCAGGAAAAAUGAGCAGGGCCAGUUCCUGUGGCCGGGCUUCGGCGAGAACGCCCGCGUGCUGGAGUGGGUGCUGCGGCGCUGCGCCGGCGCCGCCGCCGCGCGCGACGCGCCGCUCGGCCGCGUGCCCGCCGCGCGCGCGCUGCGCACGGACGGGCUCGCCGGCCUCGACCUCGAGCGCCUCCUCAGCACGCCCAGGGACUUCUGGAUGAACGAGGCGGACUGUAUAGAAAAGUACUUUAAAGAAGAAGUAGGUGACGACCUUCCGAACGAGAUGUGGGACGAACUGAACAAACUUAGGAAAAACUUUGAACAAGCGUAAACUUUGUCAACCAAAGAUAUUUAUAGUAUAAGUAUAGGAUAAGAAUUUAUGAAUUUCCAUACGAUAUCAUAUGACAUACUUGAAUAAAAUCAUGAUAUCAUGAUUGUAUAAAUUUAAGUUAUGAUUUUUAAACUUGAUAAUUAUAUUUUCCUAAUAACACAUGACGAGAUUUUGUAAAUCGAAAAUAUUUUAUAUUACUGGCAACUCUUGAAGUGUAUUAAAAAUUAAAAGGCUGUGUACUUUAGGUUAGGCUUACAAUAAAGUUUUGUAUAUAAUAAUAAAUUUAUAAUAAU
Nymphalis io (European peacock) is the source of this 2392-nucleotide messenger RNA. Its product is annotated as phosphoenolpyruvate carboxykinase [GTP]-like. Gene Ontology annotation, molecular function: GTP binding; manganese ion binding; phosphoenolpyruvate carboxykinase (GTP) activity. Gene Ontology annotation, cellular component: cytosol. NCBI's taxonomy places the organism in Eukaryota, Metazoa, Arthropoda, Insecta, Lepidoptera, Nymphalidae. The coding region runs from base 174 to 2099 and encodes 641 amino acids. The record is from RefSeq and is a predicted model, not a curated record. The transcript has 13 exons. Gene Ontology annotation, biological process: hepatocyte differentiation; cellular response to insulin stimulus; response to starvation.